Messenger RNA from Mytilus trossulus (common blue mussel), 739 nucleotides. Its product is annotated as 26S proteasome non-ATPase regulatory subunit 10-like. Gene Ontology annotation, molecular function: protein binding. The transcript has 6 exons. The record is from RefSeq and is a predicted model, not a curated record. Bases 112 to 648 code for a protein of 178 amino acids. NCBI's taxonomy places the organism in Eukaryota, Metazoa, Mollusca, Bivalvia, Mytilida, Mytilidae.
UGUUGUUCAAGGGAAAAAUAACCUUUUAAACUGCGGUUGCCAUUUUUGUAAAAAAACAACAUUCAAAUCAAAGGAGUGUUAAGAAAAAAUGCUGAUGCUUAAGAACAGAUUAUGGAGCUGAUUGAGGCUGCGAAGAGUGGUAACCUAGACGCAGUGAAAAUAUGCCUCCAGGAAGGAGCACUGCUAAAUUAUGUUGACCAAUCCGAUAACUUGACUGCACUUCAUUAUGCAUCUGCUUAUGGACACAGGGACAUCGUUUCAAUUUUACUUGACAAUGGCUUUAACUUAAAUGCAUUAACACCAGAUGGCUGGACAAUCCUUCAUAUUGCUGCCUUAUAUGGACAUAAAGAAAUUGUUUCUGAUCUUCUUGGUAGAGGACUUGACCCAAACAAAGUCACACGCACACAUGGCGUGUCUGUACUCCACUGUGCAGUUGAAAAUGGACAAGCGGAGAUUGUGUCUGAACUACUUGACAACGAUUGUGAUCUUCACAGAGUGACAGACUAUGGUAGAACAGUCCUUCAUUGGGCAGCUGACAAUGGACAUAUAGAAAUAGUUCAUGUACUGCUUGACAAAGAUUUAGACUUGUUGAAUCAAGUAGACAAAGAUGUUAGUAUAUGCAUAAGGGUAUAUUCAUAUUUUUUUUAAGACAAAUUGGAUUUCAGAAAGGUACAUAUUCAUUCAGUAUGAAGGUAAAUGCGGCAUUUUUGAAAUUUCUUUUACUAUUGUGUAAUAUUGU